AUGGCUAGUACUCACCGAGCUCCAAAGCAAUGGUGCCUUUCAAAGAUCGAGACUAUAACUAGCUUUGAAAACUGGAGGCAGAAUUUAAUCUACUCUUUGUCACUUGACAGCAAUUUCGCACCAUUCCUGGCCGAAGACGCUACGUGGGGAAAGAAGACUAGGGCUCAGCCUUUACGUGGGUUUACAGAUGACGGCGAAGCCGUUGCCCAGAACAGUCGUCAAACAGCCCAACAGAAAGUAAAUUUCUUGGAACUUAUGCUUGGUCAAACAGCAAAUUAUUGCCCAAUCAUAUCUAGGAACACUUUGGUCAAAAAUUCAACCUCUAUACAGUCUAUCUGGAAUACAAUACGAGAACACUUUGGUUUCCAAGUGACAGGAGCACACUUUCUUGAUUUCACAAAUCUACGCUUAGAAACAGACGAGCGUCCUGAAGACCUAUACCAGAGAUUAGUAGCCUUUGUCGAGGACUGUUUACUUCGAGCUAACAGCCUCUCCCACCAUGGGGUGCAGCUUGCUGAAGAUGAGGAGUUAUCACCAACUGUUGAAAAUCUUAUUGUUCUCACUUGGCUCAGACUUAUCAACCCUGAGUUACCAAAAUUAGUAAAACAAAGGUACGGCACAGAGUUAAGAUCACGAACACUGGCGUCUAUCAAACCAGAGAUAUCACAGGCCCUGUCCUCAUUGCUGGAGGAAAUUCAUACAGCUGAUGAUGCCAAAAUAAUGCGUACAGCAGUUAGCAGCUAUCGAAAGCCUGGUAGUGAGAGACUGCUUGCUAGACCAAAUACCAGAUCAAAUCGACCACUUAAGUCAUGUCCCCUUUGCAAACAAGCUGGCCGCACUAACAGCAGCCACUUUUUGAGUGAAUGUAACUUCCUGCCAGACCAAGAUCGCAGAUACAUGGUAAAAGCCAGACAGAUUGCAGAAAUUUUAGAAGAUAUCCCCGAAUCCGAGAGUAGCAUAAAUCGAGCUGAUCCCGCUUGUGAUCUGAGAGAUGAAGAGCCGAAGACCAGUUCCAGAGCCUACCGCAUUCAGACUCGACAAUCCCCAUAUGUGGACAUGUUCUAUGACCAUCAUCCAGUGCGUAUAACAAUAGAUAGCGGAGCAACUGGGAACAUGAUUCGCCACCGAACGGUUCAGCGCCUCGGUUGUCGUGUAGCAGAGAGUUCCCAAUCAGUCCACCAGGCAGAUGGUUCAUCCCCUCUUCAUGUUGUUGGCGAGACACGCCUUUCAUUUCACCGUGAUGGCAAAGAAUUCAUCUUUGAAGGACUGGUGAUUGAGAACCUGGACGUGGAUGUAUUGGCUGGUACACCUUUCAUGGAAACCAAUGACGUUGCAGUCCGCCCAGCAAAGCGACAAGUAAUACUUAGUAAUGGUUCAGCCUAUACAUAUGGAUCGGUGCAAUCUCAAGCAUCAACGCAGCAGCACGCCGUGCAUUGGUGCUCCGUGCCCCUCCAACAUCAACGACGGUCUGGCCUGGUGAAUUCGUUGAGAUAGAGCUACCAGGUGAUGUUCCAGCAGAUACAGAGUAUGCCUUAGAGCCUCGAAUUGAUGCCCCCAGUGUAAAGAGAUUAACAGCAUCCCAAUUGUGGCCCUGUCCCAACAUAGUGUCAAGUGUCGCAGGGAGAAUACGAAUUCCAAAUCUCUCGUCAGAACCUCGGUCGUUAAAGCGAAACGAGCAUUUUUGUCAGGUACGGCCAGUGUAUACACCUGAAUUAAACUGUGGUGAUCACAAACUAGCAGUCCACCCAGCUCCUAAGUCGUUACAAACCCAUACAUUUUCGUCGGAUGUAUGCCUUGACCCAGACAACCUCCUGCCACAAGACGUCAGAAGGAAGUUUACCUUACUUAUGGAGUCCUAUGACCAUGUUUUCGACCGAGAUAUCAAGGGCUAUAACGGAGCAGCAGGCUCAUUUGAAGCUAAGGUGAACAUGGGACCUGUGGAACCACCUCAGCGAAAGGGUCGCCUACCUCAAUAUGCCCGUGACCAGUUGCAGGAGCUUCAGGCAAAGUUUGAUGAACUUGAAAAGUUGGGUGUUUUCAAGCGUCCGGAAGAUGUCAAUGUUUCCGUGGAGUAUCUGAACCCGUCAUUUCUUGUGAAGAAGUCGAGUGGUGGCUCCCGCCUUGUAACUGCCUUCGCAGAUGUUGGUCGUUAUAGUAAACCACAGCCUUCAUUGAUGUCAAAUGUUGAUUCUACCCUUCGCCACAUAGCUCAAUGGAAACACCUAAUCGCUACAGAUCUGACAAAUGCCUUUUAUCAGAUUCCACUCGCACACGAGUCUAUGAAGUAUUGUGGUGUUGCUACUCCUUUCCGCGGUGUAAGAGUAUAUGUACGUUCUGCUAUGGGCAUGCCGGGCUCCGAAACCGCACUUGAGGAAUUGAUGUGUAGAGUGCUGGGUGAUCUGUUGGAAGAAGGAGUCGUUGCAAAAAUCGCAGAUGACCUAUAUUGCGGAGGCAAUACCCCUGAAGAGCUUUUACAAAAUUGGAAGAGAGUCUUGGUAGCCUUGCAGAAAUCUGAUCUCCGUCUGUCCGCACUAAAGACCGUGAUCAAUCCUAAGUCGACAACGAUAUUAGGAUGGAUAUGGAAUUCAGGUACACUAAGUGCAAGUCCACAUCGCAUUGCGACCCUUGCUUCGUGCCAAAAGCCAGAGACUGUGUAUCGACUAAGAUCAUUUAUAGGAGCUUUUAAAGUGCUAUCUCGCGUCAUUCCAGGGUGUUCAUCGUUGCUCUCUAAACUUGACGACGCCGUAGCCGGCCGCCAGUCCAAAGAACAAAUUCAGUGGACUGACGAGCUCCAUGCAGUAUUCUGCAGGGCACAGGCUGCUUUGUCUGCAGCUCGCACUAUAACCUUGCCAAAACCAGAAGAUCAAAUUUGGAUUGUGACUGAUGGAGCUAUUCGCAGUCCUGGAAUAGGCGCCACACUUUACGUCACCAGGAACGGCAAGCUUCGUGUCGCAGGUUUUUUUAGUGCGAAGUUACGGGGCUCACAAGUCAGAUGGCUACCAUGCGAGGUAGAAGCCUUGUCCAUUGCUGUUGCUGUCAAGCACUUCAGCCCCUACCUGAUACAAUCGCACCAUCAGGCCUGUAUCUUAACGGACAGCAAGCCCUGUGUACAGGCCUAUGAAAAGCUUUGUCGUGGUGAGUUCUCCGCAAGCCCGAGGGUUUCAACGUUUCUCUCUACCGUAAGCCGAUACCAGGCGUCUGUUAGACAUGUAUCUGGCUCUGCUAUUCUCCCCUCUGACUUUGCAAGUCGCAACGCCGCACCGUGUGAAGAUGAGGCCUGUCAAAUUUGUUCAUUUACGAAACAGACCCAAGAUUCUGUUAUCAGACGAGCGGCGGUACAGGACAUAUUAUCCGGUGUAGAGCGACUUCCGUUUACUAACCGAGCCACUUGGGGGCCCAUACAAGCUGAAUGUCCCGAAUUACGACGCACUCGCGCCCACUUACUACAAGGAACACGUCCAUCGAAGAAACUCACAAACGUUACGGAUGUAAAAAGAUACCUCCUUGUUGCUACCAUUGCCAAAGACGGCUUGCUGGUUGUUAAACGAAAUGAACCACUCGUGCCAAGCCGUGAAUGUAUUAUUAUCCCUCGGCAAGUACUAGAAGGUUUGCUGACGGCUCUACAUAUUCGUCUCAGCCAUCCGUCCAGCCAUCAGCUUAAAGUCGUUGUAAAACGUUAUUUGUUUGCCUUGGACAUGGACAAAGUUGUUAAUCGUGUAAGCGAAAGUUGUCACCAUUGCGCCGCAUUACGAAAGACCCCAACAGCACGUAUAGAACAGUCGUCCUGCUCUCCACCAAGUACUGUUGGUGUAGCAUUUGCUGCCGAUAUCGCGAAACGCUCCAAACAACUGAUCUUGGUAUUGCGAGAGUGUGUAACCUCACUCACAGCUACAACUCUUCUCGAAAACGAACGCCAUGACACGUUACGCGAUGCCCUAAUCCGUCUAUGUGUCCCAAUGAGACCAUUAGAUGGACCCAUAGCGGUCAUAAGAACUGAUCCAGCACCCGGAUUCAAAGCUCUUGCAGACGAUGAUACUCUGAAACAGCACAGGAUUUCAUUAGAAAUAGGUCAUGCGAAGAACCCCAACAAGAAUCCUGUUGCAGAAAGAGCGGUACAAGAAGUGGUCAGUGAGCUUCUCCAUCGUGAUCCAUUAGGUGGUCCAGUUUCGCAUGUUACGCUUGCGGUAGCCACAGCCAACCUCAACUCGCGUAUUCGAACGCGCGGUUUAUCAGCUAGGGAAAUGUGGUCCCAGCGCGAUCAGUUUUCAAACGAACAGAUACCUCUUCAAGAUCAGGACAUUAUCAUGAAGCAGAAUGAACAACGCACAAGCAACCAUGCCCAUAGUGAGAAAUCGAAGGCCCCAGUUGCAGAAUUUCGUACCCCCGAACGUAUCACCGUCGGUGAUUUAGUGUACCUAUACUCAGACCGCAACAAGACAAGAGCACGAGACCGCUACCUCGUAGUUGAAGUAAAGGGACCAUUUUGCAAUGUCAAGAAGUUCGUGGGCUCACAGUUGCGAAAUACGUCUUAUCAUGUAAAGAUAUCCGAGUGCUACCGAGUGCCGUCGGAGCUUAAACGCUCCCGUCAGUCUACUCCUAAUGACGAAGACUCGUCGGCUGACGAAGCUGAAUCAUCACAACCACCUAUGCUGUCUCAAGUGACCCCACCUCCACCAGCGCCACCAAGUAUUCCAACAGCGAUUUCUACGCCGCCUAGCCAAACGUCACACUGUAACGAACCUAGUGUUAAUGCCAAUGCCUACUGCGAACCGAGUAAUUUAGAAGGUGAACCCCAUACAGAAGACGAGUCAAGAGGGAAUGAAUAUGUUAAUGGCCCGGGUGAGAGUGUGCCUCUGCGUAGGUCCAGCAGACAACGACGUCCCCCAGAACGUUUCGGUGACUAUGUGAUGGACAAAUAG
Messenger RNA from Paramuricea clavata, 4919 nucleotides. NCBI's taxonomy places the organism in Eukaryota, Metazoa, Cnidaria, Anthozoa, Malacalcyonacea, Plexauridae. The record is from the annotation of a GenBank genome assembly.